This is a messenger RNA of Capsicum annuum, 1328 nucleotides long. Its product is annotated as receptor kinase-like protein Xa21. Lineage: Eukaryota; Viridiplantae; Streptophyta; Magnoliopsida; Solanales; Solanaceae. Gene Ontology annotation, molecular function: protein binding. The coding region runs from base 44 to 1066 and encodes 340 amino acids. The transcript has 2 exons. The record is from RefSeq and is a predicted model, not a curated record.
UUUCACCUCUUUUCUCUUAACACUCUUGUUGCUUCACUAUGUUAUGGCUAUUUCAGCCAUGACCCAUACUAACGUUACCACUGAUCAAUUAGCUCUUCUCUCCCUUAAAUCCCAAAUCAUUUCAGACCCAUUUCACUUCUUGAAUGAAAGCUGGUCUCCCGCUACGUCUGUUUGCCAUUGGGUUGGAGUCACUUGUGGCUCUCAUCAUCAGAGAGUGAAAUUCUUGAAUCUUUCCAACAUGGCUCUAACAGGCAAGAUUCCCUGUGAACUUGGAAACCUCACAUUUCUUGUUUUUCUUAACUUGGGAAGCAACAAUUUCCAUGGAAAUUUGCCUCUAGAAAUGGCACGCUUGCACCGGCUUAAGGUUCUUGAUUUAAGUUUCAACAGCUUCAGCGGGGAGGUUCCCUCUUGGUUUGGUUUUUUACACCAACUUCAAUUUCUAAGUCUUAGGAAUAAUGGUUUCACGUGUUCACUCCUCUCUUCAUUUUCUAAUAUUUCAAAGCUUGAAACCUUGGAUUUGGCAUUCAAUUCCUUAGAUGGUCAAAUCCGAAAAGAGAUUGGUAGUGUUGAAUACCUGAGAAAUUUAAACUUGUAUGGAAACAAUCUCAUAGGCUCCAUUCCUCCGUCACUCACGAAUGCCUCAAGGUUAGAGACUUUAGAUUUAUCUCGAAAUUUACUUCAAGGAUAUAUUUCAGAAGGAAUUGGCAAUCUUCACAACCUGAACUUCUUGUCCAUACAAGAUAAUCAUCUUAUCGGUUCUAUUCCAUUCACAAUUUUCAAUAUUUCGAAAAUCAAAGUCCUUGCAUUUACAAAGAACAGUCUAUCAGGAGAUCUUCCUAAUGGUUUAUGCAAUGAUCUCACAAUACUCAAAGACCUUUAUCUGUCUUAUAACAAGCUUCACGGACGUAUGCCUACAAGCUUGUCAAAUUGUUCACAACUUCAAAUGUUGUCUUUAUCAUACAAUGAGUUUGAUGGUCCAAUACAUAGUGAAAUUGGAAAAUUGAGUAACUUGCAGGAAUUGUAUCUCGGAUAUUACCAUUUCACAGGUAUGUUCCUGUUGCAUUAACUAUCUUAUGAUUGUUAGUAGUAUUGAAUCCAAUUGCUUCUACAAAUAAUUUAUUGCACAUGAAUUUCAGGUAUAAUUCCAUUAGAACUGGGAAAUCUUGUUAAUUUGAUAUCCAUAUUCAAUAUCUCCUCAUUGCAUUAUCUUUCACUAGGGAAAAACAAUCUCAAGGGAUCCUUACCACUGGACAUUGGAAACUUAACAAAGAUGCAAUUUUUAUAUCUUACAGAAAAUAGGUUUACUGGUGAAAUCCCAAAGAGAUAAG